AUGUCUAUCCCAGAGCCAUCUUCCACAAGCCAACAAAACGGUUCUGGAAACAAUGCUCUCAGCCAAAACAACGUCGCCCAAGUACCACGUACAAACGGCAGCAGUGUUGACAACUUCGCCCGAGCCCCAGCAGCAGAGGUCCCUUACUUCGCCGGUGCUCGAAUUCCGGAAAGGUCAACACAUCUCCGGGGCCUCUCAAAUCAACUCAACGCAAUGGAUCAAAUCAUGAACAAGAGGAAUUGA
Molecule: messenger RNA, 243 nt
Organism: Penicillium atrosanguineum
Lineage: Eukaryota; Fungi; Ascomycota; Eurotiomycetes; Eurotiales; Aspergillaceae
Exons: 2
Coding region: 1-243 (80 amino acids)
Source: RefSeq, a predicted model, not a curated record